GACAGAGAGUCAGAGUAGACAGUAGAACCCACGCGAAUUAGUGAAGAAUUGCACAAUCGGUUGGAUAAUUUGUAAAAUUCUAAAGCUGAUUUGAUAAUUUGAAGCUCUCUAAUACCUUCAGCCUUCACAUUUGAGAUCGAAUCGAGUCGACUGGCAUCGUACUUUUGCUUCAUUACAAUGGGUAGCGAUAGAAAAUCUACGGAGAAAAGUAAGAAAAGGAGUGUUGGUUCUCAGUCUGAAGAUGAAAUUCAUGCCAAAAGGCACAAAACUCAUGAUGAUUAUGGAGAAGGUAGCAGGAAAAGAGACAAGAAAGAUAAAUCUCAUCAUAGCAAGCAUUCCAAACGCCAUUCUGGGAAAGAAAAGAAGCCUGAAAAGAAGCACAAAACUGAUGUUUCCAAAUCUAGCCGAAAUUCAAAAUCUGAUAUCAAAGAGAUAUCUAACGAUGAUUACUUUGCCAAGAACAAUGAAUUUGCAACAUGGCUGAAGGAAGAUAAAGGAAAAUUCUUUUCGGAUCUCUCCUCUGAUUCUGCGCGGAAACUGUUCUCUGAUUUUGUGGAAGUAUGGAACUCUAAAAAGCUAGAACCCAAGUACUACGAGGGUAUAGAUACGGGGCCUCGGUCAUCUCACAAGUGGAAAAUCAAGAGUUAGUUGAGAUUCGCAACAUUAUGCACCGUGUAGGUCAACAUCUAGUCCUUUGAAGCCCAUUUCUCGACGUGUGUUUUCUAUCGUAGUAACUCGGAAGCAAAUUAUAUGUUUUAUUUGUAGGUGCAGGUAAGGGUGCUGGUGAGUGGUGAAUAGAUGGAACAAAGUUGAUGGUAAUUGUAACAAACCUCUCUAGACCUUUUCUUUUUGUAGUUUGAAUUAUAAACACUAGCAUAGAAAAAAAUUGAUGUCCCUGCGAUUGUAGAGUGAUGUCGCCGAUGCAUCUCGCACGGUGUUACGACUUAUUAAGGGGUUUUGCAUAA
Molecule: messenger RNA, 965 nt
Organism: Amaranthus tricolor (Joseph's coat)
Lineage: Eukaryota; Viridiplantae; Streptophyta; Magnoliopsida; Caryophyllales; Amaranthaceae
Product: style cell-cycle inhibitor 1-A
Exons: 4
Coding region: 178-648 (156 amino acids)
Source: RefSeq, a predicted model, not a curated record